AUGGUUCAUGUCAUUCCUGAAAGCUUCACCGAAAUUUGGGUACAGUGGAGGAUGCCAUCACUGGUUCUAGUUAGCCUAAUCGCUCAAACCAUGUUGAUCAUAGGCGGAAGCAGGAGAAAGUAUUGGACUAAUAUCUUCCUCAGAUUCUUUCUAUGGCUAGCUUUCCUGUUAGCAGACUGGGUCACUAUACUUUCACUGAGCAUAGUUUCCAACUUGAAAGCCGGGGCAGAAGAUCCUGCUUCUAACCCGGGCUACGUUAUUAAAGCCUUCUGGUCUUCCAUUCUUCUUCUUCACCUCGGUGGCCCGGACACCAUUACAGCUUAUUCCAUGGAAGAUACUGAAUUAUGGUUGAGAAACUUUGUGGUUCUUUCUGGACAAGUGAUAGCUUCUCUCUACAUCUUCCUCAACGCCUGGUCUGGCAAUUGUCUCAACUUUCUCUCUAUUCCAAUACUUGUGGCUGCGAUCAUCAAGCUUGGACAGAGGAUUUUGGUUCUGAUGCGGGCGAGUAGUGAAGAGUUUAGAAAAUCAAUGUUCCCUUCUCCUGAUCCGGGACCGAACUAUGCUAGAUACAUGGAUGAGUAUAGUUCAAAGAAAGCCGAGGGGUAUAAGGUGUCUUCAACAAAAAUAGUCGACAUUCCUAAAGUAGGUCAUCAUCUUAAUUCUGUCCCGGUUAACAUCACAAUACCCUAUGCAAACAGCUUGUUAGACGCCUACACUUUCUUCAAGAUGUUCAAGCCUCUUUUUGCAGACCUGAUCCUAAGCAUCCACGACAUUGUCAAUAGCCAAUCCUUCUUCCGCAACAGAUCCUGUGAGGAAGUCUUCAGGGUGAUAGAGAUAGAGCUUGGAUUCAUCUACGAUGUGUUUUACACCAAAGUGGUUGUGAUUCACUCAAUCUUAGGUGGUUGUCUCCGGUUCUUUAGUUUUUCAUGUGUUCUUUCCGUAUUUGUGGCCUUCUUCAUCGCUGAGAAGCAAGAUUACUCUGCCGCAGAUGUCAUCAUCACCUAUGUACUGCUGGCCGGAGCUGCCAUUCUUGAGAUAUAUAUUCUCCUUUUUCUACUUUGCUCUGACUGGACAAUGCUGUUGCUAAGCAAGCAUGAGAACAUUGCAGUGGAUCUCUUGUACCAAGUAAUUUCCCAUAUUCCAAAGUUUUUAAUACCCAAAAACAAGAGAUGGUCUAAUACAAUUGGACAAUACAAUCUUAUAGGAUUUUGCCUCAAAUACAGGCCUGGCAAGUGCAGUAUUUAUCUGAAGCACUUCGUAAGUUUUUACGAUCAGUUGGUAUAUGAGUACUAUUGCAAGAGGAUUAGCAUCCACAAGGAAUUGAAAGAGGUGAUCUUUAAGCAGCUUCAAAAGAAAUCUAGGGGAUCAAAACCUAGCGCUUGUAAGGAAUUAUGUGAUCAUAGAGGUGAAUGGGCUCUUAAGGAUGAGGAAUGUGACAGCAGACUUGGCUGGAGCGUUAUGGGAGAAUUUGAUGAAAGCAUUCUUCUCUGGCAUAUUGCAACAGAUCUCUGUUAUAAGUCUGAUACGGAUGAAAACUUAAACAACUCUCAACUGAAUCAAAGCUCAAACACAGUUAAGCGUUACAAUUCUAAAGAGAUCAGUAAGCUCUUGUCCGAGUAUAUGCUGUAUAUUCUGGUCAUGCGGCCAUUCAUGUUGCCCAAUGGGAUUGGACAAAUCCGGUUUCAAGACACAUGCGCAGAGGCAGUCGAGUUCUUUGAGGAGAGAAAAUUCAUAGCAGGAGAGAAGAAGGCUUGUGAAGCAUUGAUCAAAGUGAGCACUGAAAUUCUUCCGUCUGAAGUGAAAGGAGACAGAAGCAAAUCGGUGCUAUUUGAUGCCUGUGGCCUUGCGAAAGGCCUACAAUCCCUUGAAACAGAACAAAAUUGGGACAAGGAAAAGAAGUGGGAAUUGAUCAGCCAUGUUUGGGUGGAGAUACUAUCAUAUGCAGCCAGCCAAUGCCAGAAAAAUCAGCAUGUCCAGCAGCUAAGGCGAGGUGGCGAGCUACUCAGUCAUGUCUGGCUUCUUAUGGCUCAUCUUGGUAUAACCAAACAAUUUCAAAUUACAGAUGGCCACGCGAGGACUAAGCUGAUUAUGCAAUGA
Molecule: messenger RNA, 2097 nt
Organism: Humulus lupulus (European hop)
Lineage: Eukaryota; Viridiplantae; Streptophyta; Magnoliopsida; Rosales; Cannabaceae
Exons: 1
Coding region: 1-2097 (698 amino acids)
Source: RefSeq, a predicted model, not a curated record